AUGCCUGAUAUUGUUUAUAAGAAUUUUGAUUUGAAUGAUCGUACUUCCUUCCAUCAAGUUGCAGAUCUAAUAGAUAAUGAUUUAUCCGAACCCUAUUCUGUCUAUGUUUAUAGAUACUUUUUAAAUGAAUGGCCCAGCUUAUGUAAAUUGGCAUAUGAUCUAGAGAGUAAAACCCCUGAUAUUCCUAUAGGAUGUAUUAUAAGUAAAGUAGAUUCAUAUAAAGAUGGAAGAAGAAUAAGAGGAUAUAUUGGAAUGCUAGUAGUGAAAAGCGAAUACCGAGGAAACGGAAUUGCUAGGAAAUUAAUUUACAAUAGUAUACAAGAGAUGCGAUCAUUAAAUUUUAGUUGUGAUGAAAUUAUGCUUGAGACUGAAGUGGCUAAUAAGGCUGCAUUGCAUUUAUAUGAAAGUUUUGGUUUUAUUCGAACAAAAAGGUUGUACAGAUAUUAUUUGAAUAAAGGAGAUGCUUUUAGAUUGAUUUUGCCUUUAACUGAAAAGAGUUGUGUUCGAUCUACUUUUUUAAUACCCACAAGUAGCAACAGUAGUAUUAGUAAUAUGAUUGAUCUGAAGGAUAUUAUAUAG
Molecule: messenger RNA, 579 nt
Organism: Saccharomycodes ludwigii
Lineage: Eukaryota; Fungi; Ascomycota; Saccharomycetes; Saccharomycodales; Saccharomycodaceae
Gene: MAK3
Product: peptide alpha-N-acetyltransferase MAK3
Exons: 1
Coding region: 1-579 (192 amino acids)
Biological process (GO): N-terminal peptidyl-methionine acetylation
Cellular component (GO): NatC complex
Molecular function (GO): protein-N-terminal amino-acid acetyltransferase activity
Source: RefSeq, a predicted model, not a curated record